AUGUGCUUGCAGACUAAGUCGCUGGCAGACGAGUCGGCCUCGACCAGCCAACGGACCAGGAAGAAGCUCAGUCGUAGCGGAUCCCUUGCAUCGGGCUCGGCUGCCUCAGUGGUCUCUUUGAGUCUAUCCGAUAUUCAGGCUCGGCUCUGGAGUCCUGCUUUCACUUCUGAUCUGGGCCUGAACUGCUCUACUACACGACCUCGAGUUUGUGAUUUCUCGGACAAUAUGUGUGGUUGGGUGAAUGACAACAACAACUGGAAGCAUCGUUGGUCUAUUAUUGAACUUGAAUCAGCUGAAAAUCGGCCAGGCUUUCCUACACAAGAGCUUUCCUGCUGUUUCCAGGCGAAAUCGUCUUUCAGUUCUUCCAGUGAAAUUGAAGCUGUCUCC
Protopolystoma xenopodis is the source of this 387-nucleotide messenger RNA. The record is from the annotation of a GenBank genome assembly. NCBI's taxonomy places the organism in Eukaryota, Metazoa, Platyhelminthes, Monogenea, Polystomatidea, Polystomatidae.